Molecule: messenger RNA, 1959 nt
Organism: Clupea harengus (Atlantic herring)
Lineage: Eukaryota; Metazoa; Chordata; Actinopteri; Clupeiformes; Clupeidae
Gene: esrrd
Product: estrogen-related receptor delta
Exons: 7
Coding region: 170-1579 (469 amino acids)
Biological process (GO): regulation of DNA-templated transcription
Cellular component (GO): nucleus
Molecular function (GO): sequence-specific DNA binding; zinc ion binding; nuclear steroid receptor activity
Source: RefSeq, a predicted model, not a curated record
CCAUCUCCCUCACUCUCUCUCUCUCUCUCUCUCUCCUCCACUCUCUCUCUCUCUCUCUCCAUAUCUCUCGCCACCAUAUCUCUCUUUCCUGAGAGUCUUUCCCGUGUUUCGCGUAAAGACAGGCAGUCAGGCCGGGAGUGACAGGUGUGUUUCAGAGUGCUUCUUCAGGAUGGACCUCAAAGCCUUCUGUCUGACGGAGAACUUCCACUUUAUCAGCCAGCAGAACCAUUUCUUGGACCCCUCCACGACUGAUGGGCCGCCCUCUCCGCUCGAACCUUGCAUCAAAACGGACCCAUCGAGCCCUCCUUUCCCCCUGGACAGCAACACCCCCUUCAGUCCCGGCGGCACGUCGGACAGCAGCGGCUACAGCUUCUUCUCGCAGACUCAGUCCCUCACCCCCGCUUCGCCCAGCUCAAGUAGCAACAGCAGCCGAGGCAGUUGCACUCCUCCCGACUCCAACUUGCAUCACUACCACACGGAGCGCAGCGCCGCUGGGCUUUCGGUCGGCGGGGAUGCCGGCGUGCACCUUGCCGGGGAGUAUGCGUCCACGCUCGGCUCAGCACACAAGCGUCUGUGCUUGGUUUGCGGUGACUUUGCAUCUGGAUAUCACUAUGGGGUUGCGUCCUGCGAGGCGUGCAAGGCGUUCUUCAAGAGAACCAUUCAAGGCAACAUUGAGUACACCUGCCCAGUGAGCAACGAGUGUGAGAUCACCAAACGCCGGCGGAAGUCCUGCCAGGCCUGUCGCUUCCAGAAGUGUCUGCGUGCGGGCAUGAUGAAAGAGGGUGUGCGUAUGGACCGGGUGAGAGGAGGCCGCCAGAAGUACAAGCGCAGGGUGGACUGUGGCCUGUCCCUUUACACCAAAACCCCUCUCACACAUCCAGCCAAACCCAUCGGUAACAAAGUCAUCUCUCAGCUGCUGGUGUCAGAGCCGGCCCCUCUGAGUGCCAUCCCAGACUCCUCCCCCAGCAGCACGGAGCUCAGGAGCCUGCUGACCCUGUGUGACCUCCUCAACAGAGAGCUGCUCGUCCUGAUUGGCUGGGCCAAGCACAUCCCAGGCUUCUCUGCGCUCUCAUUGGUGGAUCAGAUGGCGCUGCUGCAGGGCGGUUGGAUGGAGGUUCUGGUUCUGUCCGUGGUGUCGCGCUCCCUGGGCUCCGCGGACGAGCUGGUGUUCGCCGACAACCUGCGGCUGGCCGAGGCUCAGUGCCGGGCCGCCGGGCUCUCGGACCUGUACACCGCGCUCCGGCACCUGACCCGCAAGUACCAGCAGAUGGGCCUGAGCCCGGAGGAGCUGGUCACCCUCAAGGCCAUGACGCUCGCUAACUCAGACGCGGCCAACCUGGAGGGGGCGGAGGCGGUGCAGCGGUUCCGUGACGGGCUCCACGAGGCGCUGCAGGAGCACGAGAGCGGGCACACACACUCCCACCCCGGGGAGCUCCACCGCGCCGGCCGGCUGCUCAUGACGCUGCCCCUGCUCCGCCAGACGGCCGCCCGCGCCGUGGACACCUUCUGCCGGCUGCACCGGGAGCGCCGCGUGCCCAUGCACAAGCUCUUCCUGGAGAUGCUCGACAACAAGAUAUGAGCGCCCAGAUCCGGCCCAGAGCUGGCGCGGAUCCGGUUGAGAUCCGGCUGAGAUCCGGUUGAGAUCCGGCUGAAAUCCGGUUGAGAUCCGGUUGAGAUGCGGGGCCAAGUUUUGAACUGCGCUCUAGGGUUGGCCUGAGUGACGCAAUCAGCAACGGACAAAACAAACAAACAAACAACAAACAAGGCUGACUUCAGUCAGUUCUUUAUUGCCACAAGCGGCACACUGCAACACACACGUGUAUUUUAAACCAGCUUUUAUAGUCUUUUUCUAGGGGAGGGGGAGGGGCACUGGUGAGAAGAAAGGAGAUAUAUGUUUUUCUAACUUUAUUUAAGUAAAAAAAAAUUAUUAAAUUAAAACAUCAACAAAAAAAAAAAAAA